Tuber aestivum (summer truffle) is the source of this 4874-nucleotide messenger RNA. Lineage: Eukaryota; Fungi; Ascomycota; Pezizomycetes; Pezizales; Tuberaceae. The record is from the annotation of a GenBank genome assembly.
AGGAGAGCUUCAAAUGGAAUCACGACCUCCUUCCUGCCAAAUUCCUGCCCCGCCCACCUGAUCGGUUGAUCAAUUGUUGGUGACCUACGGGUAUCCUAUCAUACGGCCUGCAAUUAUAACGGCCUGCACAAGCUCUAGUCGCUCAAGCAUAUAUCGCCACUUUCAACCAUGCAUUUGAAGAGUCUUCAUGUGCUCGUGGCUUUGUUGGUAGGCGGGGUUCAAACUUCCUUUUUACCCUGGAACCGGUUUAGAAGAGAUCUUGGGACGCGGGCCCCCACUUUCGAUUACGGCAAUGUGAAGGUUCGGGGAGUUAACCUCGGAGGAUGGUUUGUGUUAGAGCGUGAGUUUCCCCGGUCAAUCUUUCCAUCCGCCCCGUUUUCAAGGGUGAAUUUUUUUUCUCCGAGUUUCAACUUUUCUAAAAUCUAUUCCUUGCCAGCUUGGAUUACGCCUUCGCUCUUCGAACCCUUCGGAGAAAGUGUGGUCGACGAGUUCACCCUCUGCGGAAGACUCGGAAAGGAUGCCUGUCAAGCCAUGCUCGAACACCAUUGGAGGUGGGUUCCCCAGUAUCAAUGCAAAUUUCGUUCCCCAAAACUUAACCAUAGAAAAGCACAUUCUACUCCUACGCGGACUUCCAACAGAUUGCGGCCGCGGGGUUGAAUCAUGUCCGGAUUCCCAUCGGGUACUGGGCGAUUAGGCCCCUUCCCGAUGAUCCCUAUGUUCAGGGUCAGCUAAAGCAUCUCGACAACGCUAUCAAUUGGGCUGGGGACGCCGGCCUGAAAGUCUGGAUUGAUCUUCAUGGAGUCCCGGGCUCUCAGAACGGAUUCGACAAUUCCGGCAAGCGUGGUGCUAUUGAGUGGCAACAAGGGGAUAACGUGCCUCAUACGGUUGAGGCGAUCAGAGAUCUAGCCCGAAUCUACACCCAGAGUCAGUACAAUAAUGUUGUCACCGCGAUUGAACUCUUGAACGAGCGUAAGAACUCCUCAGGCACGCCCACGGAAGUAAAGUCGCAUACUAAAUUUCAAUCAAUAACAAAGCUUUCGGUCCGAGUCUUGACCGUGGGAGGAUAGAGCAGUACUGGAAAGGUGGAGUGCUUCGUCCUUAUUUAGCGGCUAUAUGUCUGACGGGUUUCAGAUGGGUGGGGCACCAUCCGCGAAUUCGGUGACAUUUCUGUUGUUAUCGGGGACGCAUUCUUCGACACACAGUCAUGGAACGGAGUGAUGACCGGUUGGGAUCACGUUCUUAUGGAUACUCACCACUACCAAGUAUUCGAUGGUGGUCAGCUUCAACAAUCCCCCCAGGGCCAUGUGGACUCUGCUUGCUCCUUCGGGCGAAGCCUCCUUGGUGUUGAUAAAUUGACAGUUGUCGGGGAGUAUGUCUGGCUGCAAACCUAAUUUGGUUUACAAACAUGUGCUAAAGCUCCAUAGAUGGUCUGCUGCACGAACGGAUUGCACGAAAUGGCUUAACGGAGUUGGGCGUGGCACCCGUUGGGAAGGAACACUAUCUGGGGGCCCGUCAAAAAUCGGCGAUUGCGGGAAUCGUGUCCAGGGCUCCGUAGCCUCCUACUCUGCAGAGGAGAAAGCUAACUCAAGAGCUUUGUAAGUUUUCCAGCACAGCCGAUCAAUAGCGGUCCGUUGUUCUAAUGGGGUUGCCGCCACAGUAUCGAAGCCCAACUCGAUGCAUAUGAGCUCAAGGAUGGAUGGUUCUUCUGGACGUGGAAGUCAGAAGGAUCCCCUGAUUGGGAACUGAGGGACUUAUUGGCCAAUGGGCUUUUCCCACAGCCGAUUACAAGCAGAGAAGGUGCAUCUUUCCCAAUUACCCCCUCUCCUCGCCCUGUGAGAUCCACAAAAACCAAUGCUGACAUGACCGUGGGACAGUCCACAACCGCUGCAGCUUCUAAUACUGUGGACACUUGGAUAAUUGAGCUGUGUGCUAUGUAGUCAAGAAUUCCCUUCUCUAGAAAGUGAGCGAGUAACACAGCAAAAGCGCAGCCCCUCUCUCCUCUUUCGGGGUGGAAAGGAAGAAAAUAAAUCGCCAGAACUUACUGAUAGGGGAGGGCCCGACGGCAUAGCACACGGCUCAAUUAUUCGAAUUUCCAUGGUAUUGAUAUCGAGAAUAGUAGUCUGAAUAUUUCACCGCAUAUCUUGGGUUUACAUCACAUUACGAGAACACGACUACUCUUGAUAUGAGGUCAUUACUUAGCUGCCAGUUGGAGAUAUUUACCAGCUGUGAUAUAUUACGCGGAUUUCUUCUUUUUCUUUUCAUUUCCCAAUGCAAUUAUAUCAGACGCCCAAUCUAGCUCAUUCCCUAGUAAUAAUAAUCCAUUUAUUACAAGUGUAGGAGUCGAAAAAUAUAUGUUUUCUACGGCGGGAAUUCAUAAUUGAAAGCUAAACAAAAUGCUGUGGAAAAAGCCACAAAUUUGGCCAGCAUUCUUGGUAAUACAGGGGUUAGACUACCCAUGGCUUGAGAUGCUGGUGCAGGCUGUCCGCAAAGCCCCCGGUUCUGGGAUCACCCGUCAACAGGGGCCCAAUGUGGCACUAGGAGGCAGCUUUAAAGCAAGCCCCCCUCCCAACCACGAUAGACUCUUUUUACCGAAACACCUUACUAUUCUAUUCCGCAGACAAAAAACACAAAACAUCUCGGUAGAGCGUCACAUCAGAGCAAAGCAAAUCGAAAAAAAGAACGGGGAAGAUGGCAUACACCGUCCCAUUCCUAAUUAACGGUGAAGAAAUUACAUCACCCAAAACCUUUGACGUCAAGAACCCGCUUGACGAUAGCCUCCUAUGGAAAGCUUCCGCAGCCACAGUCGAAGACGUGGAAGCCGUGGUUCAAUCCGCGAGUGACGCCUUCCGUUCGUGGUCGACUACAAAGUUAGUCAAGCGGCGCGAGCUGAUAUAUAAGCUCGUGGAGGUCCUCGAGAGGAGGAAGCAGGAAUUGGCGGAUAGCAUGGCAGAAGAGACCGCGGCGCUUGGCGGUUGGGUGGAUUUCACCAUCAGUCAGACAGUUGAGUUGGCGAGAGAAAUUGCGGGCGGGGUGGGUAGGAUUGUCGGGACUAUUCCGGAGAGCGAGGAAGAGGGUGUGCAGACCCCAUCUGGGCAUCAAUAUCGAUAUCUUAUACCUCACAAGAAAGGUUGCAGCUAACGGUUUAAAUUUGGACUAUAUAGGGAGGACCGCGCUUGUGCAGAAGGAGCCGUAUGGAGUUGUCCUUGCAAUUGCUCCUUGGUAACGAUCCUUGAUGACUAUCUACUUUAUUUAAUUGCUUGCCAUGAAAAUGCUCGUGAGCUAACACCCGGAUCCAGGAAUGCCCCCACGAUCCUCUCACUUCGGGCAGCUCUCUUCCCAAUAGCAGCUGGAAAUACUGUCGUGCUCAAAACUUCCGAGCUCUCGCCGAAAACUCACUACCUCCUCGCCUCAUGCUUUAAGGGGGCCGGAUUCCCUCCGGGAGUCCUCAACACCAUUUGCCAUGCUCGAGAAGAUGCCCCCUUGAUCGCGAACGCUCUCAUAUCUCACAGAGCUGUCCGCAAAAUAAGCUUUACGGGGAGUACUCCCGUAGGCAAGGUGAUCGCCGCGAAGGCGGGUGAAUACCUGAAACCAGUCUUGCUAGAAUUAGGGGGGAAAUCGCCCAUGGUGGUGCUUGCGGAUGCGGAUAUCAAAAAGGCGGCCGGGGCAGCGGUGAUUGGAAGUUAUUUGCAUGUUCGUGCACACGCGCUCUUUUACAUACGCACACCCUCCCUACACUAUACCUCUUGUAGUUCACUAAAUCAUCUGUGCAAAAAAAAAUCUAGUCCGGCCAAAUCUGCAUGGCCACCGAAAUGAUAAUAGUCCAGGACUCCAUCCUCGAAGAAUUCAUAACUGAGCUAGCAGAAGCCACCAAAAAAUUCGGCGAAACCCAAGCACUAGUUCCCCCGGGAGCACUCGAAAAGCUCAACAACCUCGUUGAAUCCGCCGUCAACCAGGGAGCAAAAGUCGUAAACCCGCCAAAAGAAAUCCCCUCCAGGGCUAAAUUCCCCAACUUGAUCAUCCGUGACGUGACCAGAGAAAUGGAACUAUACCACACGGGGUCGUUCGGCCCGCUAGCUACGGUUAUCUCUGCUAGUUCUGAGGAGGAAGCGAUAGCCAUUGCGAAUGACACUGAGUUUGGGCUGAGUGCUGCGGUUUGGACCAUGGAUUUGGCGAAGGGAUUAAAGAUUGCAAAGAGGAUCGAGAGUGGGUAUGUACAUCGUUAUCAUAAUCCUUCUGUAUUAGUUGGUCGUAGAGGGGGGCUCCCUUUUUUUUUUUCUUCAAAGGUGACUAAUGAUUGUUAGUGCUGUUCAUAUUAACGGGAUGACGGUACACGACGAGCCGGCCUUGCCACAUGGAGGGAUCAAGGAGAGUGGGUUCGGGAGGUUCGGGAGCUCGUGGGGGAUUGAGGAGUUUUUGACGACGAAGACUAUCACGUUUAUGAGUUAGGCGGUGAGGGAUGUUUACACUCUUGAUGAGAUUCAACAGAAGUUUUGUCUGGGCCUGGGUUUAUGGACCGAUACCCGCGUUGCGGCAGGUCGGAUAGGUUAUACAAUUAGUCACAAUUAAAUAGCCUUCUCUCUUUCUCUACGCCCAUCGCGAACUAGCACCCGUCUACAAUAGAUUCAGACCGUUUGGUGUCACCGCCCUCCCGGUUCCUCUUGGCCAUCUGGCACCUGCACUACCGUAUGCCUUCCCCUGCAAGGUUCGGGAGAUAUAGUCAAGCCAGUACCCGAGUUAUCUAUUAAUGCAUCUGUAGAUUAUCAAAUGUGCCCAAAGUUAAUAUAUGAUAUGAUACAAUCCGGAAAACCGCUCCUGGGAAAGAGGUAUCCGGUAUUUAAACUUCUAAUUUUUCCUAUCAUACACCCGUAGGGUAC